Molecule: messenger RNA, 2159 nt
Organism: Pogonomyrmex barbatus (red harvester ant)
Lineage: Eukaryota; Metazoa; Arthropoda; Insecta; Hymenoptera; Formicidae
Product: maternal embryonic leucine zipper kinase
Biological process (GO): protein phosphorylation; intracellular signal transduction
Cellular component (GO): cytoplasm
Molecular function (GO): protein serine/threonine kinase activity; ATP binding
Source: RefSeq, a predicted model, not a curated record
GUGGGCAAGCGAGUUCUUGAUUGGCCGUCAAGCGUUGUUUACGUUAGAGAACCGCGGUUUGAAAGUCGAUGCGACGAUCGGGGCGAGACCGCGAUAUAAUUUUCGGCAUUUACGAUCGGUGCCCCUCGCACCGGAGCCACGAUGGUGCGAUACGCCGCCCUGAAGGGGUUGUACGACUUGGAGAAAACGAUCGGCAGUGGCGGCUUCGCCAAAGUCAAACUAGCGACACAUGUUGCUACCGGCGAAAAGGUUGCCAUCAAAAUUAUGGAGAAGACUGCCUUGGGCGAAGACUUGCCAAGGGUGAAACUCGAAGUGGAGGCACUUAAAACAUUGUUGCAUCAACAUAUUUGUAAGCUGUAUCAGGUGAUAGAGACAGAGAGUCACUACUUCAUGGUGAUGGAAUAUUGCUCCGGUGGAGAAUUGUUUGACCAUAUAGUUGAGAAAAACAGAUUGUCGGAAGCUGACUCGCGCAAAUUUUUUUGUCAAAUAGUAUCUGCGGUUGCAUAUAUGCACAGUUUAGGAUAUGCUCAUAGGGAUUUAAAGCCUGAAAAUGUUUUAUUAGAUAAGGAUGAGAAUUUAAAAUUGAUUGACUUUGGGCUAUGUGCGAAACCUAAAUUGGGAAUUCAGGCACACUUAUAUACCUCUUGUGGUUCUCCUACAUAUGCAGCACCAGAGCUCAUAAUGGGAAAGAAGUAUCUUGGUUCAGAGAUAGAUAUAUGGAGCAUGGGAGUUCUUCUUUAUGCUUUAUUGUGUGGUUUUUUGCCUUUCGAUGACAACAGUUUAGAAAACUUGUAUAAAAAGAUACUUAGUGGUAAAUAUGAAGAACCACAUUGGUUGUCUAAUAACAGUAAAACGCUAAUUAAAUCAAUGUUACAAAUUGACCCAGCAAAAAGGAUCACUAUUCAGGAAUUAUGUCGUCAUCCAUGGGUUACAAAGUAUUCUCUGAAGCCUAUAUCGUUUGUUCAUAAAACAGAAUUCGAAAAAGAUGACGAGGUAUUGAGCACUAUGUCCGCUAUUUGCGGUAGAAGUAGUGCAGAUAUAUGGAAGAAACUUGUGCAGAGUGAUAGAACUGAUUACAAAACGGCUACAUAUUUGUUGUUACUUGACAGAAAAUUACGUGGACUUUCAUUGAAACUAACGUCUACAAGAUCUCAUCUUAAACAAGAAACGAAUAUCAUGAAUUAUCCACAACGCGAAGCGAUAGUUAAUAAUUUUAUAACCAAACUCGACCAUUCUCCAAGAAACAGAGUAAACAACGAGCAAUCUCCAAAGAUUGAUGUUACUUAUAACGUUCUUCCUAAAAAAAAUGAAAAUACCUUUGCAGAGCCACAUAUAUCAGUAAGGAAAAGAUUACGAAGCAGAGACUCUGACGAUGUAUCAUCGCCCAUUCCAGCGAAAAGACUGCCUGAGAAUAGAUCGGCUACUCCAACACAAUCUUUAACACCAGAUUCCAAAGCUUCUCAAAUAUCUACACCUGGUAGUGCAAGAAAAGUUAUGAUGGGCCUAGAGCGAGGAUUGAAUCGAGUAAAAUACGUUCUCACUCCGAAAAGACGAGUGAAGAACGAAAAUACCGACCCUGAAGAACCAAAUAUAUUAUCGGGAAAAGGUCUUUCUAAUGUAUCUGCAACAUGCAGCGGUUGUCCAAAACAUGUUCUUUCGAAAUUACGGAGAGCACUUCGACAAAAGGGUAUAAUGUGCCGUCAGAAAGGAUUUAUUUUGCAAGGGGAAACUGAAGAGUCUUUUCCGGAAAAUAAAAAGGGUUCAUCGAAAUCGAUUUCCUCCCUAAAUUCUUGUUCUUUCGAACUGGAGGUCUGCCUUUUGGAGAUUGGCCCGAACGGUAAACGAUUAGUUGGCAUUCGUCGGAAACGGUUAAAAGGUGAUGCAUGGGUUUAUAAACGUGUCUGUGAAGAAAUUCUUGCUCUCACUACAGAGGAUAUAUCCGCAGACUCAGAGAUUUCUUCCGAGUCCAAGUGUCCUAUUUGAGAUGGAUUCUCAUAAUAAUAUAUACAUGAUGUAGAUUUCUCGAUGCUUGCGCUCUUAAUAUAAUCUAAUUAUAUAAGACGCAUGUGCCUUGACCUCUUAAUAACGAUAUAAUAGUACUAAGAUUUGUUUUUUAAUAAAAAAAGAUCGACGUUAUGUGCAACAAAUAAUAUAAGAUU